Messenger RNA from Periconia digitata, 569 nucleotides. The record is from the annotation of a GenBank genome assembly. NCBI's taxonomy places the organism in Eukaryota, Fungi, Ascomycota, Dothideomycetes, Pleosporales, Periconiaceae.
GUGAUACAUACAGCGGUGAAUGUGGAAUGUGUUUAUAGGCAGGUUGGCUGGUAGGCCUGAGCUUGUGUAGCCAGACUUGGACGUGGACAGCGGACGGUGAUGCUAUGUUGUCUCGCUCAUCGGAAAUGGCACCUUGGCCAAUGAAUCUUAUCAACGACCAAGAUCCUUGCUUUCUUCCAUGAAGUUCCAUCAUCGCGUACAUCCUCGUGUCCACCUUCCUUUCAAUUGCCACCUGCGUGUGGCAUCUUCUGGGCAUUACCGCGACCGGAGGUUGUUUUGGUUUCUUCGUCGCUGGUUUGGACGGCGCUGUCUUUGGAGGUGUAUUGAUGCACAGUCCCAGUGACUCUUUGUCCAUCCCCAAUGUUCCGCAACCAAUCCUUGAUCAUUUCGCCCAACUGUUCGGUCUGCUCGAUAAUGCAGCCAAUGUUGUGCCAAGUCCUUCCGGCCUUUCUCCUCUCAUUGUCCUCCGCCAAAGCUUUAUUCUUCUCUAUCAAGUCGAGAGUCUUGACCUGGAUUCUACGGGCCGAGGCAAUGAAGUCUUCUGCAGUCUCCUGUCAGGCUAUUGUUAG